Physeter macrocephalus (sperm whale) is the source of this 2402-nucleotide messenger RNA. RefSeq names its product zinc finger protein OZF-like. The record is from RefSeq and is a predicted model, not a curated record. The coding region runs from base 1413 to 2291 and encodes 292 amino acids. The transcript is spliced from 3 exons. Gene Ontology annotation, cellular component: nucleus. Gene Ontology annotation, molecular function: DNA-binding transcription factor activity, RNA polymerase II-specific; sequence-specific DNA binding. Gene Ontology annotation, biological process: regulation of transcription by RNA polymerase II. Lineage: Eukaryota; Metazoa; Chordata; Mammalia; Artiodactyla; Physeteridae.
AAGAGAAGGAUUCUAGAUCUAUCGGGGUGCGGCGAGAGGGUGGGGAGUGGGUUUAAGAGCUUCUGGCCUACAUGUAGGGUGGGGGUGGGGGCCUCUGAGUAGGGUUCGAGCGUGCAUGACCCUGAGUUUGACCGCAAAUUUGAUCGGAUGUUUGAAAUUGAGGGAGAAACUGUGGGUGCAGCAUUGUGUAUGGUUGUUUCUAAGAGAGAGAAUGUAGGAAACCAGCAUUGAGAGAAUAACAUCCGAGCGGCACUUCCCGUGUCGAAAGUGCUGAUAAUAACGGUGCCGUCUUCCUGGAACACCUAAUUUACUUGAAGAUUUGAAGGGGGAUAUAAAAGCUAAGUGAUGGAAAUUCAUUCUUCAAAUGUACCUGAAUUUACAUGAAGUUGUACAGGGUCGCUUCCUUGUGCAUUCCUGGAGACUGCACCUUCCUCAUCCUUCAGAAGGCCAGGAGGCCCCAGGGCUCGGCCUGAGUUCUAGGACAGAACUUUGGCUCCAGCAUUAACAUUCUAGUGCUGUGUCAUUUCCCCAAUAGCAGGUUAUAAGCUGGCCAAGCUGUAUGUGAUCCUCUGUUGAAGCAAGAAGACGAACUCUGGAUGGUGGAGAAAGAAGUGUAAAGGAAAUUUGUCCAGAAGCAGCCUGAGAAGAUGAUGAGCAGAUAGAGAGGCAACAAGACUUGGGAGGCAAGUUGCAUCCAGCUCCAGUAAAGUACAGACUGAGGAAAAAAGCAGUGAAUAUAAGAAAAUUGGAAAAAUACUUCCUCUGAUCUCAGACCUUAUAUCUUUUAAGGCAACACCUUUUUCAACUUAACCUAGAAAGAGUUUGAAACACAAUUUAGACUAAGUUGUGUAGGAAAGAAUCAUCAAUUAGUUUGGAAAUCCUGCCACAGCUUACUCCUUGUGGUAAUAACCCCCUUUAGGUGUAAAUCAGUGUGGAAAUGCCUUCAUUUAAAAAAUUUUGAACCCCAUAUGAUAUCAGAGCAUUCAUACUGGAGAGAAAACCUAUGAAUUUACUGAAUGUGGUAAAACUUUCACUCAUAUGUUGCACCUCAUAAAUGUAGAAAUCAGGCUGGAGAGAAACCCUGUGCUUCUAAGGAAUAUUAAAAAGUCUUUAGCUAGAUAACACAUCUCAUUGAGUAGAAGAAAAUUCAUACUGGAGAGAAACCAGUGAAUGUAACAAACUUCAUUUGAGUAUUAGAAAAUUUAGAGUUGAAGAGAAAGCUUUGAAGGUACUAAGUAUGAUAAAGUUUUCUCUUGAACCUUAUUUCUUACUCUGCAUUUGAAAGGUCAUACACACAGAAGCCCUACAAAUGUAAGAAAUGUGGAAAUACCUUCAGCUAAAAGUAAAUUCUCAUUCAUCAAAAAAUUCAUACUGGAGAGAAAUCUUGUGAAUGUGGGAAAGCUUCCAUUCAGAUGUCACACCUCAGUCAGCAGAGAAUUUGUAGUGGGGAAAACCCCUUUGCCUGUAAGGUAUGUGGGAAAGUCUUCAGCCACAAAUCAACUCUCACUGAGCAUGAGCAUUUUCAUAAUAGAGAGAAACCUUUUGAAUGUAAUGAAUGUGGAAAAGCAUUCAGCCAAAAGCAGUAUGUUAUUAAACAUCAAAAUACCCAUACUGGAGAGAAGCUUUUUGAAUGUAAUGAAUGUGGAAAAUCCUUCAGCCAGAAGGAAAACCUUCUUACCCAUCAGAAAAUUCACACUGGAGAGAAACCUUUUGAGUGUAAGGAUUGUGGGAAAGCUUUCAUUCAGAAGUCGAACCUCAUCAGACACCAGAGAACUCACAAAGGAGAGAAGCCCUUUGUAUGUAAGGAGUGUGGGAAAACUUUCAGUGGCAAAUCAAACUUAACUGAGCAUGAGAAAAUUCAUAUUGGAGAGAAACCCUUUAAGUGUAGUGAAUGUGGAACAGCUUUUGGUCAGAAGAAGUACCUCAUAAAACAUCAAAAUAUUCACACUGGAGAGAAACCCUAUGAAUGUAAUGAAUGUGGAAAAGCCUUCUCUCAGCGAACGUCACUUAUUGUACAUGUGAGAAUUCAUUCAGGUGAUAAGCCUUAUGAAUGCAAUGUAUGUGGAAAAGCCUUCUCUCAAAGUUCAUCUCUUACCGUGCAUGUGAGAAGCCAUACAGGUGAGAAACCCUAUGGUUGUAAUGAGUGUGGGAAAGCUUUCUCUCAAUUCUCAACCCUUGCUCUACAUUUGAGAAUACACACAGGUAAGAAGCCUUAUCAAUGUAGUGAAUGUGGGAAAGCUUUCAGCCAGAAAUCACACCAUAUUAGACACCAGAAAAUUCAUACUCAUUAAAAACCUGUGGAUAUCAUGAAAGGUGUUCAUCAGGAAUUUACAUCUCAUGACAUAUCAGAAAUAAUCAUUCUGAAGGAAAGCAUCACAAAUGAGAGAAACAAAAGCUAAAAA